AAAGAGUCAUGUAUUGCUUUGGGCAGCGUUCCCAUAGUGAGAGUGUAGCCCGAAUCACACACAUACCGAUGCAAAUGUUCGUUUGAAAGUUUGAACGCAGUGUAAAUAGGCGCAAAGUAGCCGUUUAUGAGUGACAGAUAGACGCUUGACACCAAUUUAAAGUUAUUGUUCUUGAAAUCGUGACUAAAUUCGAUUCUAGAUAGUAAAAUAUUCACUUAAAAUUCUGCCGGAUUAAAUUAAACAGUCAAAAAUGGCGAUAAAAAAAUUUAAUUCUACUUGUAGUUCUAUUUCAAGCAGCGAUACAUGUUUUAGCACCGAAGAUGAAGCACAUUUGCACUGCUUGUUGAAGGAAACCAUUUUAAAAUGUCAACCCGAUGAUUUUGUCGAAGAAGUGCAAGACAUUCCACUCAUGUUAACCAUCUUGCAUGAGGUCAUAAACAAGUGUGAUACAAACUCUGGGCCAUUCGGGAAAUCGGUUGAAUUGAUAGAAAAAAUUAUCUUGUCACUGAAAGAUGAACAAGAUAUAUUAAGAAAAUUGCCCAUUUUGCCCGUUUUGACGGAUAUUCUCUUGCGGUCGACACCAUCCAGAAAUGAAUACGUUUUGAAACUGAUUCAAGACGUUUCAUUCGGUAUCGUUAUCAAAACAUGCCAGCCAUACAUUGAGCGUCUUAUAAAAUUCUGCGUGAAACUAUUGUGUGAUGACACAGUCGAAUCCAAUGACAAACUACAGAAUGUGGCUUUAUCAGUUUUGAUUAAUCUGUGCAGUAAAAAUGCCAUUUCGCUGAAUAUAUUGGAAGAGCAAAUAAAUUUGAUUGAUUUGCAAAAGAAAAUUCCACUCAAAACGUAUGGCAUAUUGACAUGUAAAAUGAAUCUGAUUUUAAAUGAAGGCGGAAAUAUUCUUCGCGACUCGGACGUUCGCAAUUUUCUGAAAUUCACAUCAAAGGAACUACAUCGCAUUCCAUCUUUGGACGAAAAAUUGUUGAAGCAUUUGAUUGAGUUCAUUCGAGAGAUCGCGCAACGCUCGAACACAAAAGAAAUUCUUCAAGAAUACGAUUUUAGUGCUGGAAUUCAGGCUGCAAUUAUGACUUUGGAGAACGUUACUGAUAACCACAAAGUGCACGUUAAUUCUCUAUUUGAAAUUAUCAAAAUUGUGACCAUAGCCAAAAAUAACUCACUCAAAAGCUUGGUCAUAACCGUAAUAAAUUUUGGAAUAAAACGACUCAGCAAUUCCGCUUACCGCAUUCAAGCGCUUGAAACGUUGGCUACGAUUUUCAAUAAUGAUGCAAAGAUCAGUACAAACAUCUUUGAACUCGAAGAAAUGCAGGAGACAUUAAAGGCGUUACUCUAUAGCAACGAAAGGCAUCCCACUAUCAUGGCCCCAUUAUUCAAGCUGCUCAAUGUCCUGGCACAGAACUACAAAUUGAACUUGAUGAACAAUCAAGUGGUGGACUCAAUUUUUUCUCCAUUACGCCAAUUGGAAAGCUCCAGCUAUUUUAAAUUGCCCCUAGGCGAUAUAAAUAUGUAUUUGGAAUGUUUGGCAACACUAUCUACAUUGCUGGAGAACAAUAUUUUUGAAACCAAGUCGAAUCUCUUUCAAGAAACCAAUAUUCAGUUUUUAGUUGCAAUGUCUAUUAAGCAUGGAAACACAGAUCAAUGUUGUUUGGCUUUGUCGUUGAUGAAACGAUUUUCAAAGCAGAAGAUUUCAGAGAUCAUUUCGGCAAAGAGUAACGACAGCAAUUUAUUCGAUCCACAUUUGUUUUUACAAAACAAUAAAUCUACUACGGUAGGCAUAGAUCUCAGUAAGCAACUCGGAAUCGAAAAAGUUAAAAAUGUGUUUAAAAAAAUCGAAACUGCCUGCGCAAAUGAAAAGUUUGAAGUGCCCACAUCUGAUUUCAUCGAAUUGUAUACCAAUGAAAUCACUAUGCUAAAGCAAAAAAUCGAAAUAUUAACAAAAAAAUAUGAAGAUGUGUCCGAUGAGCUCGAUCUUGUCAAAGGUAAUAAUUUACAGUUGGAAAUCACAUCGAUGAAAUGGUCUGAACUUGGUCAGAAUCUACAAAAAUCGGUUGAAACACUUCGAAGUGAUAACGAAAAGUUGAACACAAUAGUGACAUCGUUGAGAUCACAAAUCAAGUCAUCUUUGGGUGAAAAUGAGGAAGCCGUACGGAAACUGGCCCAAGAAUCGAAAAAGAAUAAAGAAAUGGAAGUAAAAGUAACAACACUUGAAGAAGAGCUCAAAGACACCGAAGAUAUGCGUCAAACCAUCUUAUCACUGAUGAGCAAGCGAAAGAAGACAAGUGGUAAAGAUUCGUAACACUUGUUCUGAACUUUACCGUUGAACCUCGAAUGCGAUCAAUUAAAUAAUAAGUAACGUAGGGAAAAUCAGAGCAAAGGGUUGAAUUAAAGAAACUGACAAAUCGAACUUAUUUUAGUCACAUUCGAGUUUAUUGGAAAAUCUAAAAUUUUCAGGAACAAUUUGGUUCAGUUUUAUAAUAGUUAAUAGGCCCUCAGAAAUUGUAAUGUCUUAUGAUUUUUUUUUUUUCUGUUAAGAAUGUUAAGAAUGAUUAUUACGAAUGAUCUUUCUUUUGUUUAUACAGUGAAUAUGUUUUGAGGCUAUGAGAAUCAGUCUUUCGACAUAUGAUAUUUUUCUUUGAGAAUAAUGUCUUAUGAUUGAAAAAUCUAAGUAGAACACUUAAAAGCGAUGUAUCUGAAUGUCAACCUUUCUGUAUUGUAUGUUCGAAAGUUUUUUAUAAUAAUUGUUUGAAUAGAAAUUGUAUGCACAACAGCGAAAUAAAUUGUAGCUCAUUGAACACUA
Molecule: messenger RNA, 2812 nt
Organism: Sitodiplosis mosellana (orange wheat blossom midge)
Lineage: Eukaryota; Metazoa; Arthropoda; Insecta; Diptera; Cecidomyiidae
Exons: 16
Coding region: 251-2311 (686 amino acids)
Source: RefSeq, a predicted model, not a curated record